Molecule: messenger RNA, 3648 nt
Organism: Chelonoidis abingdonii (Abingdon island giant tortoise)
Lineage: Eukaryota; Metazoa; Chordata; Testudines; Testudinidae
Source: RefSeq, a predicted model, not a curated record
AUGACGACGGAAAGCCGUAGGGCAGUGAAACCUCAUAAGAAAUCUGCCAUCCCAGGGGUGACCAUCAAGCAGUUUGUUGAAGUUAUUCCAAAAGGAUGUAGCAAACCUGACUUUGAGCGAAAACCCAUCACCCUAACAUUACAGGAAGGUAAAAAUGCCGUGUUUAGGGCUGUGGUUAAGGGUGAACCCCCACCCAAGGUGAUAUGGAAGCGAAGCAAAGAAGAAAUGAACAAUCCUGACAAAUACCAAAUGUCCUUCAAUGGCAUUACAAAUGAGUUCAUCCUGCAGAUAAACAAACUCACUGCAGAAGAUACUGAUUUGUACCAUUGCUCUGCUGUGAAUGAGUAUGGGGAAGCUGCAUGCACUGCUGGCCUCAAGGUCAUUCAAGACCUGAAGAAAGAGUUGCAGGACUACAGGAAAAUGUUAAGGAAGCGAACUCCACUACCUGCACAGAAGAAGGAAGUUGACAUGGAACAGGUCUGGCAGUUGCUGCUGAAUGCUGAUAGAAAGGAUUAUGAGAAAAUCUGUUUAAAGCAUGGGAUUGUUGACUUCCGUGGGAUGCUGAGGAAGCUUCAGCAGAUGAAGAAGGACAGAGAGGACAAGCAACAACAGUAUAUCUACAGUGUCACAAACCUCAAACACAUCAAGGUCAAUAAGGAGGGGAAUGCUACAUUCCAUCUAGAGAUGGACCUGAAAAAUCCUGAGAGCAGAAUUUACCUGUACAAGGAUGGCCAACUGAUCAAUUAUGGAUUCAACGAUGACAAAGUAAAGCACUGUCUGAGGCAGGAAGGGAAAAAGUACAACUUCACCAUCAACCACCUGCAGCUGGAAGAUGCCGGCGUGUACCAGAUCAAAGUGGAGGAUGUGGAUGUCUUCUCAACUGAGUUGGAAGCUGACUUCAUUCCUGUGGGAUUCCGACACUUGCUGAGUGAAGUGCACUGCCAUGAGCAAGGAAAUGCCAUCUUUGAAUGCAGCCUAUACAGCCCCUGCUAUGAUGCCGUGUGGCUGUAUAGAAAACAUCCCAUUGAGGAGAAUGACAAGUACAAAAUCUCCAUCUCUCCUGAUGGCCUGACCCACCAGCUGGUUAUUAAAAACACACAGCUCACUGACAAAGGGACUUACACCCUCGAUAUCAGAAUCUGCUCCUCUAGUGCAUGGCUUGAGGUGGAACAAUCACAUUGCCAUUUCGACAAAGGUUUGUCUGAUGUCAGUGCCCAGAAAGGGAAACCCGCUGUGCUGUCUUGCAGCCUCAAUAACGAUCAGGUGGAGGAGACCUCGUUUAAAGAUGAAUUCAAGCAGCUAACAGGCCUGGAUGAAGUCUCUUCUGAAAAAUAUGGCCUGGUCCACAAACUGAUAGACACAGUAGAAGAUAGUCAUGCUGGAAAAGACAAGUUUGAAGCUGAAAGUGUCAAAACUGAAGCAUCUAUUUUGGUUGAAGAUCCUCCAAAUGUUGACAAGGCUCUUCUGGAAAAGCUGAUGAAGGAGCCUGUGAUAGUCAAGGCAGGUCAGAAUGCCAUGGUCAAAAUCCCAUUCAAGGGCCGGAAGCCAGUCAGAGCAACAUGGUUAAAGGAUGGGGAUGAGCUCCUGAAUGAUGCCAGGAUCCAUAUCGACAAGGCGGACAACUUCACCCGGCUUUUGAUCUCCAGCACCGACAGGAAGGACUGUGGGGAUUACAAAGUGAAGCUGAAGAAUGAGAAUGGAACCCUGGAGGCCAGCCUAAAGCUGGAGGUGAUAGACAAGCCACAGAAACCCGUUGGACCCAUAGAGGUGGUGGAUAGUUCCACAACUGGCAUAACCAUUCGAUGGAAGCCCCCAGAGGAUGAUGGGGGCACACCAGUGCAGAACUACAUCAUAGAGAAGCAGCAGGUGGGCAGAAAAACCUGGGUAACAUUGGGAGAAACCAGCAGGAACAACAGCACUUUCACGACCAACAAAGUGAGGCAAGACAAAAGCUAUCGCUUCAGGGUGCGGGCAGUGAACGCUGAGGGAAAGAGCAAGGCACUGGAAUCAGAUGAGGUGAUGGCUGCAACCAAAGCUUUCCCUGGCCCUCCUGCGCCUCCUCAGAUUGUCAGUGUCAACAAAGAGUCCAUAACACUCUCCUGGAAAGCACCUCCCAAAACGGGCAAUUCCAGAAUCCUGGGGUAUAUUGUUGAGAAACGCAAGAAAGGCAGCAACAUCUGGACACCUAUCACUGACCUACCAAUAACCGACAGGAAGUGGAUGGUGACAGAUCUGAAGGAGGGACUGCAGUAUGAAUUCCGCGUGGCGGCUGUCAGUGCCACAGGGGUGGGUGAGACCAGUGCACCAUCAGAUGCUGUCUUUGCUCGAGAUCCCAUGAAGCCUCCUGGUAGAGUGAGGGACCUUAAGGUGACCAAUACUGACUACACCAGCAUCACUCUGGCAUGGAUGAAACCCGAUUCAAAGGAAGGGGGGUCUGCCAAGGGCUACAAGGUGGAGAAGCGAUCCUCUGACAGCCUCAAGUGGACCCAUUGUAACACUGUACCCAUAGGCUUGACAACCUGUACAGUUAAAGGUCUGCAAGCCAGGGAAAUGUACUUCCUUCGCGUGAGGGCCGUCAAUGAAGGAGGCCUAGGGGAAGCCCUAGCACUGGACACUUGCAUCCAAGCUGUGCCUCCCAUUGUUAAUCCCAAGUUCCUAAGAGAUGACACUAUGAAAAACCUUAUGAUUAUAAAAGUGGGAAAUUGUAUCCGAGUGCACAUGCCCUUUGAAGCAUCCCCAACUCCAGAGGCGAUUUGGCUAAAAGAUGGGCUUCCUCUACCCAGCAGGGCCAUAGUGAGCACCAGAGAUGGCCUCAGCCAACUCUUGAUUCCAUCAGCUGAGUUUUCUGACAGUGGGCUCUAUACCAUCAUACUUCAAAACGAGUGGGGAAAAAAAGAAUCCUUCAGCUUCCAAGUCCAAGUCACAGAUAUCCCACAGUCUCCCGGCCCAAUUCUUCUGCAGGAGAAAAUCCUUAAUACGGUGACAGUGAUCUGGGAGCCCUCGCCAACAGAAAAGUGGGAAAGUAACCUGUACUAUGUGGUCAUGAAAUGUGACUCCAACAAGGGCUCAUGGCAAGUGGUGGGUGACCUGAUCUACACCAACAAGUUUACCAUCACCAAACUUAUCCCUGGCCGGGGGUAUUACUUUAGGGUUGUGGCCAAAAAUUACAUGGGAACCAGUGAUCCAUCUGAAACGGUACAGCCCUGGAUCAUGCAAAAGGAAAAAGAUGAGUUUAAAGUCAGACUACCCAAAUACAGAAGGGUGAAUCAAAAUAUGCCCCCAAGAUUCCUUGUCCAAUUGAAACCCCACGUGGUGACCACAGCAUUUGAUUGUCACAUGAGCUGUGCAGUGGGUGGCUACCCAAAACCUAAGAUCACCUGGUACAAGGAUGGCAGGAAUCUCUCAGAAGACCCCACCUUCUUCAGCACAAAUGACUUUGGUGUCUGUUGCCUGGUGAUCCCAGGUGUCACGAAGAGAGAUGAAGGAGAAUACAAGUUGGAAGCCACCAAUGAAUUGGGCCAUGCGGUCAGCAAAGCCAUGCUUAUCAUAAAAGAGGAGGAAAAAAGUGUGGCUUUCGGCUUCAACUUUUUAGUCAGCUUCGAGGAGACCAUCGAAUUGGGCAAAGCGGCCGUUUGGGGACUCCGUUAA